AUGGAGGCGCUGGGGAAAUUGAAGCAGUUCGAUGCCUACCCGAAGACCCUGGAGGACUUCCGGGUCAAGACAUGCGGCGGGGCCACAGUGACCAUCAUCAGCGGGCUCCUAAUGCUGCUGCUCUUCCUGUCCGAACUACAGUAUUACCUUACGGCCGAGGUUCAUCCUGAACUCUAUGUUGACAAGUCCCGAGGAGACAAACUGAAGAUCAACAUUGAUAUUUUGUUCCCACAUAUGCCCUGUGCCUAUCUGAGUAUUGAUGCUAUGGAUGUGGCUGGGGAGCAGCAGUUAGACGUGGAACACAACCUAUACAAACAGCGUUUGGACAAAGAUGGCCGUCCUGUAACCACAGAAGCUGAGCGUCAUGAGCUGGGGAAAGAGGAGGAAAAGGCGUUUGACCCCAGCUCCUUGGAUCCUGAGCGCUGUGAGAGCUGCUAUGGUGCUGAGUCUGAGGAUAGCAAAUGCUGUAACACAUGCGAAGAUGUGAGGGAAGCAUACCGACGGAGGGGUUGGGCUUUCAAGAACCCAGAUACCAUUGAGCAAUGUAGACGGGAAGGCUUCAGUCAAAAGAUGCAAGAACAGAAGAAUGAAGGCUGCCAGGUGUAUGGCUUCCUAGAAGUCAACAAGGUGGCUGGGAACUUUCACUUUGCACCUGGGAAGAGUUUCCAGCAGUCGCAUGUACAUGUCCAUGCUGUGGAGAUUCAUGACCUGCAGAGCUUUGGACUAGACAACAUCAACAUGACUCACUAUAUUCGACGUCUGUCUUUUGGGGAAGAUUACCCAGGGAUUGUGAACCCAUUGGAUGAUACCAACAUUACAGCCCCACAAGCCUCCAUGAUGUUCCAGUACUUUGUGAAAGUAGUGCCCACAGUAUACAUGAAAGUGAGUGGGGAGGUGCUGAGGUCCAAUCAGUUCUCUGUGACAAGACAUGAAAAAGUUGCCAAUGGGCUCAUUGGGGACCAGGGGCUUCCUGGAGUCUUUGUGCUGUAUGAGCUUUCGCCCAUGAUGGUCAAACUGACAGAGAAACACAGGUCCUUCACCCACUUCCUCACUGGUGUCUGUGCCAUCAUUGGAGGCAUGUUUACAGUUGCUGGACUCAUUGACUCCCUGAUCUACCACUCUGCUCGAGCCAUCCAGAAGAAAAUAGAAUUAGGGAAGACAACAUAGAGGAGCUGCAUGCCACACCCCCGGCCCUGUCUCACUUGAGGCCAUCUGUUUCCCAGUGUCUGACUUCUAGUUGUGACCCAUGCCCUACUCCUCAUGAAUGCUAUCCUCAAACUGUAAGACCUGUUCUGCCCUCCUAACCUCCUUGCAAAAGUUUGUAAAAUUGUGUGUUGUGAUGGUAUCGAGAUCUAAGUUAUAUCUCUUGCUCCACUACCCCCAUAAUCCUUUGCCUCAACUCUCAUGCUCCUCCUGUGUCUCAAAGGAGGGGGUCCCUCCUAGUCUUUCCUCUUAUAUUCCCAUGUAACCCAGCUCUUCCCUAUGCUGGAAUCACUUGCCAGUGGUCAGAGCAAUUUGAACCCCCUUCCAAGAGAUGCUGGCCUCCCAAAUUUCACCUCUCCUCCUAGAAGCUGAGGGAGGAACUGAGCUUGGAAGAGUAGCUGACACCAGCCACGGGUUUGUAUGAGGUGUUACCAAGGGGUGGGAUCCUUUCAUUCUUGUUCACAACCUGGGUUAAAGGGAUUGAAGGAGAUACCCCUUCCCCCAGGAAAUGUUCACCCUAACUCUUCCAUUGGGGUAUUCUUAGGAUGAGGAGUUAAGGAAGUAAAAAGCUCCAGGCUUUGACCUGGAGUUCAAACUCUUUUCUUCUCCCAUGUUCUGCCUCAGACUGGUAUGGAAGCUGAGGAGAAGGGAGAGGGAAGGGAAUUUUACAGAUCGCCAUUGCUUCACUUAGGGGAGAGGAAGGAUUUGGGACUUCCUGCUGGGCCUGAUGCCAGUUGGGUUCCACCUGUGCCUUAGUCACAGUGCAGACAUUGUCACCUCAAUUUUAGUCCUUCACUGACUUCUCUAGGAUUUCCAUUCACCGGCAUACAGCCCACAUCUCAGCAGAACUGGGAAUCAAACUUUCCCUGGGAAAAGUAUAAAUUAGACAAAAGAUGUUGCAAAAGUUGCUGCUGUAUACACACCAGAGGGGUGAUGUUAUCCAUUCCCAGCACAGAGUGAAUGAGGAACAAUGGGGGGAUGUAUGAGCAGAGGCAAGAUGGAACAACUUUAUAGAUCUUCCUGCAUCUAAUCUCCUUAAAGAUGAGGACUUAUCUUCAACUUAUUUGGUUGAAAAUUAAUUUCCCAAAUAUCAGGCACCAAAUUGUAUUUCAAAAUGAAAUAGAAAUAAUUUUUAAAAAUUU
This is a messenger RNA of Gracilinanus agilis (Agile Gracile Mouse Opossum), 2345 nucleotides long. It is a transcript of the gene ERGIC3, whose product is annotated as ERGIC and golgi 3. The transcript is spliced from 14 exons. The record is from RefSeq and is a predicted model, not a curated record. Lineage: Eukaryota; Metazoa; Chordata; Mammalia; Didelphimorphia; Didelphidae. Bases 1 to 1167 code for a protein of 388 amino acids. Gene Ontology annotation, cellular component: endoplasmic reticulum; Golgi membrane; COPII-coated ER to Golgi transport vesicle. Gene Ontology annotation, biological process: retrograde vesicle-mediated transport, Golgi to endoplasmic reticulum; endoplasmic reticulum to Golgi vesicle-mediated transport.